GAGUCAGUGAAAUGGAGAGGUACAGCUGACAGGAGGGUUAGUCGUAGCUUGUGAUGUGCAAGACGCAGUUGCGUGUCGGUUAGUGCUUACCAUGACCCGGACAGAACUACUUUGCCUUGUGGCUAUAUGGGCUACUAUUUGGUGUUCGCCCGCCAUAGCUGAGCACGACCAUGAUAGCUCUAAGAGAAUUGUGUAUCAUAAUCAGUUUGCUGUGGUCAUUCCUGCUGGUAAGGAGACAGCUAAUGAAGUAGCCUCAAAAUAUGGAUUUAACAAUCUCGGCCAGAUCGGGUCUUUGAAGCACCACUACCUGUUUGAACACAAGCACGUCCACAAAAGAUCAGCUGAUCCUGCCCACGACCACCAUCAGAAUCUGGACACCGACCAUAGGGUGAGUUCUGGAGAUGAGGAAGUGAACGAGGGAGAGGGAAGUGUAUUUGGCAGCGCAUCCAGGUAAGGCAGUCAAGGUCAUUGUGUCGAGGCGUGGUCAGACAAGGUGAGGUUCAGAAGAGACAGAGAAGGAGCCAGGGAAGGAAGAUGGAAGAGAAGAAUUCAGGUAUAAGGAAAUAAAGAGAAAGGUAGGUAAACAAACAAAAAAUAUGAGGAAGUAUAUGCCCUUCCUUAAUUUUUUUGACUAGUUGAGAAAAAAAAAUUGGUAGAGAAAAAUGUAAAGAAGAAAGAUUGAGGACUGAUGGCGUGACGGGAAGGCUAGAAAAAAACAAAACAAGACCAGAAAAAAUAUGUGACUGUUCAUUUACUUCCUUGAUUGAUUGGGAGGAAAGAAAGCAGGUAGGGAGGAAGAUAAAAGGAGAAUUAUGGACUGAGGAAGUUUAAGGAAAGACUAGAAAACAAACAUGAACAGGAAGAAGAAAUGACUGAAUGUUAGUUUGAGUGAGUGAGUGAUCGUGGCUUUGGAGUGGCAGCAACGGACCAAGUAAGGAAUGUG
Messenger RNA from Portunus trituberculatus (swimming crab), 943 nucleotides. RefSeq names its product neuroendocrine convertase 1-like. Gene Ontology annotation, cellular component: Golgi membrane; trans-Golgi network. Lineage: Eukaryota; Metazoa; Arthropoda; Malacostraca; Decapoda; Portunidae. The transcript is spliced from 3 exons. Bases 92 to 454 code for a protein of 120 amino acids. The record is from RefSeq and is a predicted model, not a curated record. Gene Ontology annotation, biological process: protein processing. Gene Ontology annotation, molecular function: serine-type endopeptidase activity.